AUGGCGACAGUGCUGUCCAGGGCGCUCAAGCUCCCGGGGAAGAAGAGCCCAGACCUAGGGGAGUAUGAUCCCCUCACGCAGGCCGACAGCGAUGAGAGUGAGGACGAUCUUGUGCUUGACUUGCAGCAGAAGAACGGAGGGGUCAAAAAUGGGAAGAGUGCUCUGGGGGAAGCCCCAGAGCCUGACUCAGAUGCCGAGGUGGCAGGGACCGCAAAGCCACAUGUUUCAGAGGGCCCCGCAGAGGGGUACCCCUCGGAACCCCUCGGAGGCCUGGAGCAGAAGACAACCUCGUCCCUCGUGUCCUACGUACGCACAUCUGUGUUUCUGCUGACCUUGGUGAUCUCGAUGGUCCUGGUGCUCGUAUGUGCGUUCCUGAUCCCCUGUCCCCCCAGAGAUCUGCACAGCACCUGGAGCCGCCACUUGGGCCCCCAGGGAGGUGGGGACUUGUCUCCAUUGGCGUUGGCCGAUGUGAAUGGAGAUGGCCUGCGGGAUGUGCUUCUCUCCUUUGUAACUUCACGGAAUGGCAGUGCCGUUGGUGUCUCAAGGCCUCCUGCUGUUCUCGUGUGCCUUUCGGGGAUGAACGGCAGCACGCUCUGGUCUAGUCCUCUCGCUGAGGAGGCUCGAGAUAUUACAUGUUUGGAUCUGAUGCCAGGAAGCAUGGCCGGGACCAUCUGCCUUGUGACAGGGAUGCACAAGAUGUUCAGCUCAUUCAAUGCAACAUCAGGGAAAGCCAUUUGGACUUUACACCCAAACUACCUAUCCAACAGCACCCUGGCUGCCCCAGGGGUAGUACUGCCAGAUGUGGAUGAAGAUGGCAUUCGAGAUCUUGUGGUUCUGGCUGUUGGGGAAUCACAGCAGGAUCUGUGCUUUCUGCUGGUGUCUGGCCGGACAGGGAGUCCAGUGGGCCGAGCUGUGAAGUACAACAUCGUGGGAGUGGGGAAUCUGAUUGGUCCUCAGGUCUACAUCACUGCAAAUGGGGCUGUCUACAUCCUGUUUGGCUUUGGAAAUAUCCAAGCUGUCACCCUGCGGGACAUUUUUGUUCAGGCCCAAAAUCGAGACAGCGCGCCACCUUCUCUGCAGAUGGAAGAGCCGGAAUGGGAGAAGCGACGAUCCAUCAACCUGUCAGAACUCAUUGACAUUUACAGCGACGGUGUUGAGCUGCUCCAGAUGGUGAAGGCACCGGAUUCCAACAGCAGCAACCUCCUGAUCACAACCAGACAGGCCCUGGUCCUGCUCCGGGGGCAGAACCUCACACCGCACUGGACCCUGAGUCUUCCGGGCCUACCCAGCCAGCCCACUCCUGGGUAUUUCACUGACGAUCAGACGUUAGACUUCCUCCUGCAGAUACAGGAUGGAGUCGGGAUGAAAAAGAUGAUGGUGGUGGAUGGGGACUCUGGCUCUGUUAUUUGGAAUUACACUGCUCCAAGUCACUUGAAAAGAACACCAACCACCUCCGCAGUUACUUCGGACCAGAAGUCCGUCUUCCUCUUUUGGGCUGAAGGGCUGCCAGUUCCCCCCUCCAAUUCCGAUGUUCUCCUGGGAACCGAGCCACCCAGCCUUUACCACCUUUACCUCCUGCACCCGGCGUUCCCCUCCAUUCUUCUGGAUCUGGCCAAUGCCACGGGCACAGUGACGGCUGCAGAGGUUGGAAUUAACGACAUCUGGAAAGAUGCCUUUUAUGUUACCAGGACAACGGGGCCAAGCUCCAGAGGCCAUCCAGCACCCCUGGUGGUCAGCAAGCUAAGUCUGCGGUGGGCAGUGAUGGAGGGCCAAAUGGUCCAGCUAAAGGAGACCACCCCAAAAAUUGGCCGUGGGGAGCUGCGACGAUUCCUCUCUAGGAUCAAGUUUGUUGAUUCUCCCUUGCAGAUCUAG
This is a messenger RNA of Pipistrellus nathusii (Nathusius's pipistrelle), 1872 nucleotides long. The record is from the annotation of a GenBank genome assembly. NCBI's taxonomy places the organism in Eukaryota, Metazoa, Chordata, Mammalia, Chiroptera, Vespertilionidae.